Purpureocillium lilacinum is the source of this 1377-nucleotide messenger RNA. RefSeq names its product 26S proteasome regulatory subunit 6A. Gene Ontology annotation, cellular component: proteasome regulatory particle, base subcomplex. NCBI's taxonomy places the organism in Eukaryota, Fungi, Ascomycota, Sordariomycetes, Hypocreales, Ophiocordycipitaceae. Gene Ontology annotation, molecular function: ATP binding; proteasome-activating activity; ATP hydrolysis activity. Gene Ontology annotation, biological process: proteasome-mediated ubiquitin-dependent protein catabolic process. The record is from RefSeq and is a predicted model, not a curated record.
AUGUCGACACUCGAGGAGCUCGACGAUCUCGACCGCAGGGAAAAGGACGAUCGCAAGCGAGACGGUGGCCGAGAUGACGACCAGAAGAAUGGCAAGGAUGGCGAUGAGGUCAUGAAGGACAAGGACGAGGACGACAUCCUCGACGACGAGAUUCGAAGCCUCAGCACCCAAGACAUCCAAACGCGGAAGCGACUGCUCGAAAAUGACUCCCGCAUCAUGAAGAGCGAGCUGUCCCGGUUAUCGCACGAGAAGGCAGCCAUGGGCGAAAAGAUCAAGGACAACGUGGACAAGAUUGCCAACAACAGACAACUGCCCUACCUUGUCGGGAACGUCGUCGAGUUGCUUGACCUAGAUCCCACUGCCGAAUCGUCCGAGGAGGGUGCCAACAUCGACUUGGAUGCCACCAGAGUCGGCAAGUCGGCCGUCAUCAAGACUUCGACCCGGCAAACCAUCUUCCUUCCUCUGAUCGGCCUUGUGGAUUCCGACAAAUUGAAGCCUGGCGAUCUUAUUGGUGUCAACAAGGACUCUUACCUCAUCCUCGACACGCUUCCCGCCGAAUACGACAGUAGGGUCAAGGCCAUGGAGGUCGACGAAAAGCCAACGGAGCAGUACACCGAUGUCGGCGGCCUGGACAAGCAGAUUGAGGAAUUGGUCGAGGCUAUUGUGUGGCCGAUGAAAGAGGCCGACCGGUUCAAGAAGAUUGGCAUUAAGGCACCCAAGGGCGCGUUGAUGUACGGGCCUCCUGGGACAGGCAAGACGCUGCUAGCGAGGGCUUGUGCAGCCCAGACGGAUGCCACGUUCUUGAAGCUGGCCGGACCCCAGCUUGUUCAAAUGUUCAUCGGUGACGGCGCGAAACUGGUCCGCGACUGUUUUGCACUUGCAAAGGAGAAGGCGCCAGCCAUCAUCUUCAUUGACGAGCUGGACGCAGUAGGCACCAAGCGAUUCGACAGCGAAAAAAGCGGCGAUCGAGAAGUACAGCGCACCAUGUUGGAGCUUCUCAACCAGCUGGACGGCUUCGCGUCGGACGAUCGGAUCAAGGUAUUGGCGGCCACGAACCGAGUCGACGUGCUGGACCCGGCGCUGCUUCGUUCUGGGCGGCUGGAUCGCAAGAUUGAGUUCCCGUUGCCGAACGAGGAGGCGCGCGCGCAGAUCCUCAAGAUUCACUCGCGCAAGAUGAAGGUCGACCCAGGCGUCAACUGGGGAGAGCUGGCACGCAGUACAGACGAAUUCGGCGGAGCCAUGCUCAAGGCGGUAUGUGUCGAGGCAGGCAUGAUUGCGCUGCGUUCUGGCAAGAACAAGAUUGGACACGAGCACUACGUGGACGCGAUUGCCGAAGUGCAAGCCAAGAAGAAGGACACUGUCAACUUUUACGCAUGA